CGGGCAGCCAAUAGGUUGAGAGGAGCAGCAAGAACACGCGCCGCGAUUGGCGGGCGCCCCGGUGGCCGGGCGUUGUUGCUAAGCAGAGUAAAGAUGGCGGCUCUGGACAGGGUCAAGGUGCUGGUGCUGGGCGACUCCGGUGUCGGGAAAUCGUCCCUCGUUCACCUCUUGUGCCACAACCAGGUGCUGGGAAACCCGUCCUGGACAGUGGGCUGCUCCGUGGAUGUGCGAAUCCAUGACUACAAGGAAGGAACUCCAGAAGAGAAGACCUAUUAUAUUGAGCUGUGGGAUGUUGGAGGUUCUGUGGGCAGUGCCACCAGUGUGAAAAGCACACGAGCAGUGUUCUAUAAUUUGCUGAAUGGGAUAAUUUUAGUGCAUGACUUGACCAACAAGAAAUCAUCCCAGAAUUUGUAUCGCUGGUCUUUGGAAGCACUCAACAGAGAUGUUGCUCCAACAGGAGUUCUCGUGACAAAUGGUGACUAUGAUCGUGAACAGUUUGGUGAUAACCAGAUCCCACUGCUGGUAAUAGGAACUAAACUGGAUCAGAUCCCAGAAACUAAGAGGAAUGAAGUUUUGACCAGAACAGCAUUCUUGGCUGAGGAUUUCAAUGCUGAAGAGAUAAAUUUGGACUGCACCAAUCCUCGUUAUCUGGCUGCAGGUUCAUCCAAUGCUGUCAAACUAAGCAGGUUUUUUGAUAAGGUCAUAGAGAAGAGAUAUGUCUUAAGAGAUGGCAAUCAGAUUCCUGGCUUCUCUGAAAGGAAGAGGUUUGGAGGAGGAACACUGAAGAGCCUUCAUUAUGACUGAGGACUGAGGAAGUGGAAGACAACUUCUCUGAGUUCCUAAAGACAUUCCCGUUCCCACUGGAUGCACAAAGACAGUAAUGCUUCUGUCAAGCAGAGUAAAAUGAUAUUACAGCUGGCUAGCCUGCUGAAGCUUCUAUUGUUGGAAAAGACUUGGGAAAGGUUUUCCAAAAACCUAAUCUGGAGCCUAGAGUAUUGCUUAGGAUUGCAGACCAUCUGGAUCUAUGGGAACAACUGGGGAAAGUGUGCAAUAUGUUGAAUGCCUCUCACUGCUGUGGGAAACUUCAUCAUACACAGCACAUAUAUGUGACAUCCUUGUCUCUAUUUGGAAAACUUAUGGACAGUCUUGGCAAUGAUUUGUAUAAAUUUUACCUCUAAAGGAAAGAUGACAUUGAGUGGGCCUCUCAAAGUGACCAAAACAAGUGAGCAAAGCAUAAUGAUGGGUAAGGGGUGGUCUGCAAAAUAAUGGAAUGCCUUCAUUAAAUGAAUGGAAUGCUGUUUCA
This is a messenger RNA of Serinus canaria (Common canary), 1303 nucleotides long. It is a transcript of the gene RABL3, whose product is annotated as RAB, member of RAS oncogene family like 3. Lineage: Eukaryota; Metazoa; Chordata; Aves; Passeriformes; Fringillidae. The transcript is spliced from 8 exons. The coding region runs from base 94 to 804 and encodes 236 amino acids. Gene Ontology annotation, molecular function: GTPase activity. The record is from RefSeq and is a predicted model, not a curated record. Gene Ontology annotation, biological process: intracellular protein transport. Gene Ontology annotation, cellular component: endomembrane system.